Messenger RNA from Drosophila busckii, 1080 nucleotides. Gene Ontology annotation, cellular component: cytoplasm. Lineage: Eukaryota; Metazoa; Arthropoda; Insecta; Diptera; Drosophilidae. The record is from RefSeq and is a predicted model, not a curated record.
UGUUACGGAAUUUGUUUUUGUUUUCUAUUAAUUUAUAAUUAUGUACAAUUUACAAUUUAUUGUUGCAUCGUGUCUGCUAUGUGCCACAGAUAUUAUUUGCCAAGCCAAAACCAUAAAAAAAGGUGAUGCCUUUCUGCUGAAACCAUAUCAAGAGCUAGACUCUUGGAAGGGUAAAUAUUUUCCUUAUGCUCCAGGUGAACCGCACGUGAAAAAAGUGCAACGUGUGCAAUUAAGCCCCAACGCAAUUUCAAAAACUGAAGAUACAUGGAAGGGCCCGUGGUUUCCCUAUGCUCCAGGAGUGCCACAUAGUACACCAAAAAUUGAAUCAGCUGAGGAAAUGGGUCAUCGCAUCUGUGACGAUGGCAUGAUCAAUUUGAAAAUGGACUACGAUCCCGAAGAUGUGCGCCAAAACUUCAACUACUUGUGCCUAACAAGCAAUCGAAGUGUCUUCGAUCCGAAUAUGAAUACCGAAGCAUUGUUGACGGAGCAUUUUUUGCCCAGCGCUUAUGAACCUGCCUCCAAAUGCCUUAAUGAAUCAAUUAGUUAUACUCAUCAGCCGCCCACCAAUGGACCAUUCCGUCCAGUGCCCGCCGUUUAUGGCAGUUACAAGUACCUCCCUCCGCAGCGGUAUGUACGUAAUCUUGCCGAGGGGGCAAUAGUUAUGCUGUACCAUCCGUGUGUUUAUCAUGGCCAAUUAAAGGAGCUACAAGACAUUGUCAAUGGAUGUCUCUAUCGCCAUCUCAUAACUCCUUCCCUAUCACUGAGCCCGAAACGUCCACUGGCAGUGCUUGGAUGGAGUCGUAGCCUGGAGAUGUCUGUCGUCGAUAAAAAACUGGUGGCCGGCUUCAUUAAACAAAAUGCUAAGAUAGGCCCACUAGCAAUGCAGAAUCUGUCCCGCGUUGUAGAAAAGCGCGAAACCUACAAGGCUGGGCUGCUAUCGGAAGCACAUUUGGUGACUGACUUGGAUGACACAGAGCUGUGUGGUUAUUUGGAACAGCAUAUGUGAUAACUUGUUAAGGUUCCUUCACUCGAAUACUUUUAUACCUUCAUCUGUAAUAUUAAUAAAUGAAAAAGUUAUAC